Diatraea saccharalis (sugarcane borer) is the source of this 744-nucleotide messenger RNA. The record is from the annotation of a GenBank genome assembly. Lineage: Eukaryota; Metazoa; Arthropoda; Insecta; Lepidoptera; Crambidae.
AUGGAGUCCAUCAAGCAAAAUAUGGCUGAAAUGUCUGCAAUGUUCAACUCAAGAAUGGAACAAUUCGAAGCUGAUCUUCACAGGAAUGCUCCCUCUUCCCAAUCUUCUGUUGCUGAGGACUUCGCUGCAUUUAGAUCAUUUGCAAUCGCUGCACUGAAUUGUCUUCAGAAGCAAGUGGAUCUCCUCUCCAGAGGUGCAGAGCGGCAGGAGAUGCGAAGCCGACGCAGGAUACUCCUUUUACAUGGUGUUGUUGAGCAAAAGGAUGAGGUUGCUGCUGAGGUGGUUUUAAGGGUUGUCUCUGAGCAAUUGAAGAUAGUGGGACUUUCACGCCAUGACAUCAGUCGCGCUCAUCGCAUUGGACAGCAUAGCAAUGAUAAGCCCAGGCCUAUUCUUGUCAAAUUUUGUGAUGUUGCAAUCCGUGACAAGAUAUGGUUUGCCAAGACGUUGCUCAGGGGGAGUGGGGUCACCCUUAGUGAAUUUUUGAUACCAGGACGGCAUAAGCUUUUUAUGGAGGCACGGAAGCGCUUCGGUCUCUCAAAAUGUUGGUCUCGCGAUGGGAACAUAUAUGUAAUGAGUCCAAGUGGCAAUAAACUGCGUGUCAACUGCAUCGCGGAACUAGACAAAAUCCCUGUCUCAGCUUCUACCCCGACAGCCGCCGCCUCCGCCACUUCCACUCAAAUUGCUGGCCCAAGCGUUCCCAAGGUCCAGGACAAGACUCGGAGGCGCCUCCCAGCCAAAAAGUAA